This is a messenger RNA of Nothobranchius furzeri (turquoise killifish), 4036 nucleotides long. RefSeq names its product sphingosine 1-phosphate receptor 3. Gene Ontology annotation, molecular function: sphingosine-1-phosphate receptor activity. Gene Ontology annotation, biological process: regulation of metabolic process; adenylate cyclase-activating G protein-coupled receptor signaling pathway. Gene Ontology annotation, cellular component: cytoplasm; plasma membrane. Lineage: Eukaryota; Metazoa; Chordata; Actinopteri; Cyprinodontiformes; Nothobranchiidae. The record is from RefSeq and is a predicted model, not a curated record.
AGGGACGCGGCGAUGGGAGUGACUUCCAGCGCUCCCCCACAGCUCCGGACACUUUCGGAGACCAGAGGAAGACGAAGAGCUGUUCUCACCGAGAGAAAAAACCCGAAUGGCGGAGAAGCGGGAAAUCCUCAUCACAGCUAUGACAUGUGCGUCAUUCGGUGCGAUUAACUUUGAACUGAUAACGAUUUAUGAAUGUAAGAAUGGUUUUCUGCUGUGCUGCAGCCGAACCUGAGUGGACUCCAGAGUCUCUGACAUCAUGAACAAGAUACUCCUUCACUACAACUACACGGGAAAGCUGAGCCACCGGCAGACCUUCAGCACAAACCCAGGUACCAUGGACAUCCAAACCAUUGUGUUCCUGGUCUUUAGCAGCUUCAUCGUCCUGGAGAACCUCACCAUCCUGGUGGCCAUAUGGAGGAACAACAGGUUCCAUAACCGAAUGUACUACUUCAUUGGGAACCUGGCGCUGUGCGACAUGCUGGCUGGAGUUGUCUACCUGGUCAACCUCCUCCUUUCUGGAGAGAGGACCCUGGAGCUCUCACCCACCCUCUGGUUUGUCCGAGAGGGCAGUAUGUUUGUAGCACUCAGUGCUUCCAUCUUCAGUCUCCUGGCCAUAGCCAUAGAGAGACACCUGACGAUGAUCAAAAUGAGGCCGUACGAUGCCAGUAAGAACUACCGAGUGUUUCUACUCAUAGGGACCUGCUGGUUGAUCGCCAUAUCUCUUGGAGCUUUGCCCAUUCUAGGCUGGAACUGCUUGGACAACCUCCCAGACUGCUCCACGGUCUUUCCUCUUUACAGCAAGAAAUAUGUCGCUUUCUGCAUCACGGUUUUCACGCUACUGCUAUUGGCUAUGUCGGUCCUUUAUGCUUGUAUCUACAUCCUGGUGAAGUCCAGCGGCCGAAAGGUGAACAAGCACAGCAAUUCUGAGCACGCCAUGUCCCUUCUGCGAACUGUCAUCAUUGUGGUUGGGGUGUUUAUCGUCUGCUGGACUCCCAUCUUCAUCCUGCUCCUGGUGGAUGUGGCAAGUGGACAACGCUAUCCCAUUCUAUACAGCGCUGACUGGUUCAUCUUCAGUGCCAUAAUCAACUCCGCCAUGAACCCGGUCAUUUACACUCUGGCCAGUCGGGAGAUGAGACGGACUUUCCUCAGUCUGGUUUGCGGCGUUUGCUACAAGCCAAGUGGCAGCCAGAACAGGCAGUUCUUGGAGCCCAGCCGGAGCAGGAGCAAGUCGUGGAACAGCCAAAACAACCCAAACCAGAACCAGCAGGGCUGCAGGCAGACAGAGCUGGAGAAAGAGGAGGAAACGGACAGGAGGCCCAGAGAUUUCUCAGCUUGCACUGGAGCAAAGAGACCUGCUGCUCCAUGGAGUUUGGAGGGAGACAGAAUGAACUGAAAGAAGAGUGGAAGUGGUCUACAGUGAGAUUCUGAAGGGGUGCACAGUGGAGAAAACAUUGGGGACAAGAAUAAAGCUUUAAAUUAUUUAGACUGAAGCCUUUCUCAAGAGAUGUUAACCGAAGAACCCACUAAAGCUCAGAUUACACAAAAGAGGAUAGUUCUGUGUCACAAAGUGUGUUUCUGUGGAAAGGUUCAAAACGAUGAACAUCUAAAGCCCGGUUCACACGGCAGGAUAACCAUGCCGAUGUUGACUUGUCCCACCUGCUCCAACAAAGCUUAAGGUUGCAAACGAACAGCUCUAAAGAUAAUCUUAUUAGAUAGCCCUACCUUGUGUGUUGUGUUAAGAGUGUUCUGGUACACUCACAUGGCUGUUGGGACCACUGCAAUCAUAAAUAUGAUCUUUCAAACAUGUUGGAUGGUCUUGGUCUGAUUUUCGGGGACAAACAAAUGUGCUGCCUGUUGAAUGUGACAUCUAGGCAAUCAGAAAGUGAGGUGACGGAAGUCCAAUGAACGCUCCUCUUUUGCCAUGUUUGUUUACUUUAAAGUCACACUUUAUCUCACAAGACUUCCCGUACGAGCGAAGAAUGUUCGUGGGUGAAAUUAGUUCAUAUGUCGGGUGUAGUAUUUGUCUAGUUGCUGCCCAUCACUCACUGUGUGACUGAAACUGGAAUAUCCAUGAUUUUUUAUCAUAAAUGAUAAGUGACCUGCAUUUGAAUUGCGCCUUUCUGAGUCAGAAGACUCAGACAAAGUGCUUUAGACUACAGUCAGACAUCCAUUCACACGUGUGGAGUCUUUUAUGCUUUGAAAAAUGUCCGACAGUUUAAAAUCCUGCAGUGUGAACAGGGCUUUACCAGCUGUAGAUGGCUCUUUGAUUGGUCUCGGUUUGGAGAAAAGGUUAGCUCUGACCAGCUAAACAAGCCAAAAGCUGCAUUCAACAGAACUUAUCCAAAGUGGAUGGCUGCUGUUGUAAAACAAAUUCAGUCCAAAGAAGUUUACAUAUAUUGAAGCUUUUCACUGUUGUCAGUGUGGCAUUACACAUAUUUCUGGCAGGAAUAUUAGGGUGUUCCAGCAGAAAAGUCUCCAGGCUGCACAGGAUGUGCUCCUGAAAGUUGAUGCUGCAGUUAGAACUUGCAAGUAUCUACAGACGUCUAAGUUGUAAACAAAAUAUGAAAAUAAACAAUGCUUUAAAAAAUUGACUUCAACUAGCUGUUAGCUUGGCAUCUUGCCAAAAUUAAACUGUGUCUUAGAACUGAGGUGGUUCAAAGAGCUAAUUACAAAUGGCAAAACAUUGCAGAUUCAUAUCUUAUCAAAUCUGGACUAUUGUUUUAGCUCGUGUGGUAAUGGUUAGGUCAGGGGACUUUCUCCACAUGUGAUCAUUUUUAACUAAAGCUGAAACAAGGCAACUAGUACAGAACUUGCAUGUGCUCUAUACAGUUUGAUGCUACAUUUUUGAAUCAUUCUUUAUUUCUUUAUAUUAGUUUCCAAAAUGCCAGACUUUGUUGUACAAAGGUCAUGCUUAAAAAUCACAACGUGCUUCUUCUUAUUUAGCAAAUAGAAAAGUGUUUCUCAUGGGAACUAUAUGGAUGAUUUUUGAAAUUUCAAUCAGUCAAAAGUUUCUUCUUUAUCCCAUGUUUCAGUAGAGUCCUGAUAUCAGCUGAAAAUGAUAAACACUCAGCAGGGAGAAUGUGUGCACAACAACAAAAAUGAUGGAGUUAAGGUGGCUUCAAACUUUGCACAGUGUUAAAUGGUGCUCCUGUCUUGGCAAAAAAUAAAUAAAAAUUAAAGUAAUAAAAAAUUAAAAAGUGCAAUUAUAACCCCACAAUGUAAUGAAGAAUGAUUGUAGAAGAGAGCUAUUAUAAGACAGCUAACAGUAUUUAUUAUUCUGUGUAAAACUGUUAUUUUGCUUGUUCUGAGUUUUUAUUGUAAACUGCUUUAGAAUAUUCAAUAUAUGCUAAAACAACCUGUAAUGUAAGAGAUGUCUGUUUUUGAGAUGCGGCGGCUUCAUCUGCUGGUCAUCUGUGGUACUGCUGCAUGCUCAGAACUAUUACAGAAAGCUUGCAGGCUGGAGGCUGAAGGCAUGUAAAGUCUGCAUGUGAACUACAUUUGUAUUAUUGUGUGUGCAUGAUGCAAAUUAUCAACUCUAAAACAAAUUAAAGCGGAAGGGCAAAUUAAUCAAAAACGUCACUGACUCAUUUUCAAAGGAAGUACAAAGUGAAAUGUGGAUCUCUUUUAUACUAAAAUUGUUUUUUCACUUAGGUACAAUCCACUAAUCAGAAUUUAAAUCUAGUAAUUUUUCAACAAGAUAAAAUUCUCAUAAGGUCCUUUUGGUAACGUUUGAAAAAUGGAAACACUUGCUUGAUGUGCUAAUGGAGAUGUUUUACACACUGUUCAUCUAUGAAUUUAAGGUUUCUUUCACAAAACUUUGUAUUUAUCUUUAAAUCUGUGCAUGCCCUAGAUUGACAAGUAUUUCCCAAAUGAAUAUUGAGGUGAAGCAUUAAAUGAGCAAGCGCUCAGGUGAAUCACACAAAACCUACUUUUGUAAUCGUGAGAAAUAGCAGGAGCACGAUUUCAUUCCUGGAAGUAGAACAAGAAAAUGAUUUGAUGUUAGACAUGAUCUGUUAAUAAAUCUCAGCACGAACCA